UAGCGGAGGGUUUCAUUAGCCUAGGUGGUCUCGGCCAGGCAGGUCACCACCUGGUGGGUGGAAAGCAGCGCUGCCCACUUGGGGGUCCCAGGCGGGCGGGGAGAGGGCGGAGCCGCCCCACCACGCCUUCUGGCGGCUGAAUCCUGGCCCGAGCGGUGGCCGCGCCGGGAGCCUGCGCACUGUGGCGACAACGACAGUAGAGGCUUAGGGAUCAAUUGCUGGAAGAUGGAGAAACCCGCCAUCACUAGAGGCAGAUCAUCCUGGAUGGAGAUUCGGAAACGCAUGGUGCUAGAUGGAUCUGUGCUUAAAAAUGAUCUAAAACAAAAAUUAGCCAAGGAGCGCAGAGAAGAAAACAGAAGACUACAGGAUGUUACUAAAGAAAUACAUAUACUUGAAAAAGAAAGAAAGUCCAGGAUCCAGUAUGAAAAACACAUGGAAGAAAAACAACGAAAGCUGCGUGAACAAAAACAGAAAGAUGAACAGCGAAGACUAUCCGUUGAAGAAAAGAGAAAACAAAAAUUACAGGAAGACAGGGAGAAAUUCAAAGCUGUUGUCUCUCGUACAUUGGAGCGGACCAAUCGUAUUGAAUGUCAAAAAAGAUGGUCAUGGGAAGCCUCUAUGACAGUGAACUCUGGAAGUAAAACGGUCAAGAAACUGUCUGUAUCUACUGAAAAACUAGAACAGGAUACUUCUGGAUCACACAAACAAAUGACACUGUCAUCUCCUGGUGUUCAGAGUUCUGUUGCCAAGAUUCAGCAACUGUACACCAAUCUUUGGGAGAAUGAUUUAAUCAUGCGCCUGAUGGCCCCAACCAAAGCAUCACUAGCCAGGAGCAAAAGUGUUGCUUCAUUAUCAAUCCCUGGAAAAGAUACUCUAGACAUCCACAGCCCUGUAGUACGGUCUACAAACAUGCCCUUGCUUAGCCAUAGCAAUGAUGAAUUGAAGAAUACCAUGGUACUUUGCAAGUCAACAGUGGCAGUACCCUUCCAGGAGAAAGUAGAAACAUUCCUCAGGGUGAACCUGGAAACACCCCCCGAGGUGAGUGUGGAAGCAGCCCCCAAGAGGAGUAUGGAAGCAGCCCCGGAGGUGAGUGUGGAAGUGGCUCCUGAGGUGAGUGUGGAAGUGGCUCCUGAGGUGAGUGUGGAAGCACCAUUCAGGGUGAGCAUGGAAGCAGCCCCUGCCGUGAGCAUGGGAGCAUUCCCCAGGAUGAAUGAGAAACCACUUUUUGAGAGCUUGGAAACAUCACCUGAGGGAAGCGAGGACAUGUCCCUCAUGAGCGUGGAUCCAUCUCCUGAGGUGAGCAUGGACUCGUCCUCUGAGGUGAGCUUGGACUCAUCCCCAGAGGUGAGCUUAGAAAAAUCUGAGGCACGCAUGGAAAUGUUCCACAAGGUGAACAUGGAAAUGAUUCCUGAAGAAAGCUUGGAAACCGUCCUCGAAGAGAGCAUGGACGUGCCCCCUAAAGCCAAUGUGGAAGCAUCCCCCGAGUCCAAGUCAUGCCCUGAGAUGAACGUGAGAGACACUCCACAGAAAUCAAACCUUGUAAACAAGAAGCGCACAUCGACACAUACGCCAUUGUCUAAAUGGCCAUCUUCUGCAAGCGUAUGGGGUUCACCCUCUCCCAUAAGUGUUAAGCAAAUCCAAAAGAAUUGCCCACCAUCGGUUUCACCGGUUGUGUCAAAACAAUCAGAACAAUCUUCUGUUCCCUGUAAAAUAAUUCCUGUUAAGCAUACCCAACAUACAAAAAAGGUAUCAGGUACGAUCAGAAGGAAAAAAAAACGGGCUUCUAAAAAAACCACUAAAAGCUCUGAGGCCAUGAACCAAAAGCAUAUGACCUCUGGCGAGUCUGGUAAUAAAAGCACACAAGGGAUUAUGAAUGCUGAGGAGAAAACAAAAAUUUUGUCAACGAAACAACGCCCUGCUCGUGAACACAAAGAAAAAGAAGAAAAACUACAAAAACAAAUGGAGCAAAGGAAAGAGAAAGAUGUGAAAAAGAAAGCAUUUGACGGCCAAGAAAGAUUCUCCAAAUUUGACCAUGGUCAGCAACAAAAGGCAAUAAAAAAGAAAAACGGACGUCAGCAUCGAGAAAGCCAGCAAGUUUUAUUACAGAAAGGAGACGCUGAAAUAAAAGCUAAGGAGGAGGCCGACAAAUUCAAGAAGGAGCAGGAAAAAAUUAUGUUGCCGAAUUUACAAGAAAGAUUAGAAAGAAAAAAGAGAAUUGAGGAAAUUAUGAAGCGGACAAGAAAGACAGAUUCGGACACCUCAAAGGAUGCACAAACAUCCAGCAGUGACACAUACGAGGAGCAUGAGGCAGAUGAUGAGGAUGAGGCAGAUGAUGAGGAUGAGCCAGAAAGUGAUGAUUUACAUUCUUCUAAUGUCUUGCAUCCAUCAGCCUUUACAAAUGGCAUGAAUUCAUCCAUAAAACUCAAGAAAAGUUCUAGAAAUGUGAAGAGAACCCCCAGGCUGCUGCCUUUAGAAGUCAGUUCUGACGAAGUCUGUACAAAUACAAGAGCAUCUUUAAAAAAUGACAUAAAAAACGUCAGACAAAAAGUGAAAGACCCUUUGGCUCAGGCCAAGGGUAUCAGGCUGUCCAUCAAAAGAAUGACCAGCCAAGUAACAGAAACUGAAAAGAUAGUUGAAACCAGCAAUACCAUGGUACCAUCCGAAAGUUUACAUUCAGUGUCACAGGAAUGUCUCUGUGACCAGAUACUAGAUAGCACUCGCAAGAUAGAUCCACUCAUUUCUAGUAACCUUCUUAAUAGCCAAAAACACCAUCUGAAAGGUUCCACAACAUUCCACCAAAGUCUCCAAGCAAAAAUAGAAAAAUCUGAUUCUGCUUGAUUAGACAUGUAAACCUCAUGCAGCCUAGAAGAGAAUUAAUCCUUCACCCUGGGUUUCAACUUCUAGGCUCAUCUCCCCAAAUUACUCCACCUCCAACUUGAACCAAGCAAAGAAAAAAACUAAACGGGAAAACAACAAAAAGUCAUUUUAACAAGUCUAAGAAGAUCCUCGCUCACUUAUGUCAUCUUGAAAUCCACAAGAAAGCGUUCUUAGUAAAAAGUUGUUGUUUUCCUGUAAAAAUCUCCAUCGUAUCUCAUUGUAUUUUCCAGCCAACACGUGUUUGAGUGUGCAUUGAAGCUGUGUUCAUAAACUAGUAACUCUUAUAUUUCUAAAAGAAUCUCUACUGAAAGAAUAAUAUUCUCUCAGUACAUGUUUGAAAUCUUAAAUUAAUAUUUGUUCUGUUUAACAAAAAAUCCUGUUUGAUCUUGUAGAGAACAUAAUAGGUUAUGUGAAGGACUCAAGAUUGCUCACAAGAGCUAUGUUGGAUUAUUUCUAAUAUACCAAUACCAAAGGUUGCAAAAUAGAGUAAAGCAUAUGUUAACAUUAUAUAUGUCUAUUUUUAACCUUGCCAGCUAAGUACACAAGCAGUGAUGCCCCCAAAUGCUAGGAGUCCUAGAAGGUCUGAUCUUGGAACAAUUAGGAUAUUUUGUUCUCUUAUCAGUAUUUCCUUUUGGAGUACGUACUAGGGUUUAUCUGCAAAAACAUGUAUUAUUUUUAUUGUGUACAUAAAGCAGUAUUUGGCUGUU
Messenger RNA from Myotis daubentonii (Daubenton's bat), 3584 nucleotides. It is a transcript of the gene MAP7D3, whose product is annotated as MAP7 domain containing 3. Gene Ontology annotation, cellular component: microtubule cytoskeleton. The record is from RefSeq and is a predicted model, not a curated record. Gene Ontology annotation, biological process: microtubule cytoskeleton organization. NCBI's taxonomy places the organism in Eukaryota, Metazoa, Chordata, Mammalia, Chiroptera, Vespertilionidae.